Juglans regia (Persian walnut) is the source of this 4993-nucleotide messenger RNA. Its product is annotated as transcriptional elongation regulator MINIYO. The transcript is spliced from 10 exons. Lineage: Eukaryota; Viridiplantae; Streptophyta; Magnoliopsida; Fagales; Juglandaceae. Bases 77 to 4828 code for a protein of 1583 amino acids. The record is from RefSeq and is a predicted model, not a curated record.
GCUUCUAGAGUAGAGCACCCGUUUGUUGAAUAAUCCCGCCCUCCCACCACCGUCUCUCUCUCUCUCUCUCUCUCUCAUGGAGAAGAAGAAGCAGCAGGAAAGCAGCAAACGGAGCGAACCCAAGAGCUCCUCCUAUCGACCGAAUAUUUUCGGUGCCAACGCUCUCCAAAUCAGCGAGGGCGAUGCUUCGUGCAUAGUGGGUGGGAUUGUCGAAAAGGGAAUCUCCGACAAGACACCGAGCAGCCAGACUGCCCCUCCCAAUCCAUCCGUUAUCCCUUUCCCCGUCGCUCGCCACCGCUCCCACGGUCCGCAUUGGGGUCCAGCGGCUAGUGUUAAGGAUGAUGAUAAUAGUGAUGGAAACGAGGAGGAUGAUGAGGAAGCUAAAUUUUCCAUGGAAUAUGAUCCAAUGGCACCUUUUGCAAAUCCAGUACAGAGGAAGAAGAAAAAAGGAUUGGAUUUAAGCAGGUGGAGAGAGCUUGUUUCGGAUGAUAAGUCGUCUGCAAAUAAAGCAGACGAAGAUCUCUCAUGCCGUCAGAAAAAUGAAAAAGAAAGAAAAGGUGGAAAUACAGCAAAGACAAGCAUGUCAAGCGACCCAUCCUUAGCUGAUGCAAAUGUGUUUUCUCCAAUGAAAAUGGACAUGGAACCUAUUUUAAAUGCUCAUGGACAUAUAGACAAAUCUGGUGAGGCUAUGAUCAGUGCUUCUGGUGAUGGACACUUUAGUUUAGUCAAUGCCAUGGAAUUAGAUAACCUAAACCAACUAGGUCUGAAGGAGAAAGUUAAAGAUACUAGCCCUUUUAACUCAAUUGUGGAGAGAACGAAACAAGAGACCUUGUCACUUGAGAGCCAGAUUGAUGCUGAGAACCGUGCCCAGUUACAGGAAAUGUCACCUGAUGAGAUUGCACAAGCACAGGCAGAGAUAAUGGAGAAGUUGGACCCUUCAAUUCUAAAAGCACUAAAAAGGAGGGGUGAAGACAAACUAAAGAUUCAAAAAGGCUCAAUGUUAGAAGUCAGCACCUAUGGUGAACAAAGUACUCUCCAAAAUGAGAAUACACAAGAUGCAAAAGGUUUUGCACAUUUUGACCGUGAUAGCUCUCAUAUGGUGACAACAUCUAAUGGUACACGGAGUGGGCAAGACAAUGGUGAGUUGCAGAAGUCAUCUGGAGCAGCCAGUUGCAGUUUAUGGAAUAUUUGGAGUGACAGAGUUGAGGCUGUAAGGGAAUUAAGAUUUUCCUUGGAUGGGACUGUGAUUGAGAAUGAUUAUGUCCAGGUACCCGGGAAUGGUGGUAUUGCUACUCAGAAUGGGCAUAGUGCUGACAAGGUUACAGAGCGUGACUUCCUACGGACUGAAGGCGAUCCCAGUGCAGCAGGUUACACAAUUAAAGAAGCUGUGGAACUUACUCGAAGUGUGGUUCCUGGACAACGAGCCCUUGCCUUGCAUCUCAUCGCCUCAUUGCUUGAGAAGGCAUUACAUGGUAUUAAUCAGACCGAAGUUGGAAUCCCUUUGGGAAAUGCUAACAAACUCAACAGAUAUAUAGACUGGGAGGCAGUAUGGGCUUUUGCACUGGGUCCGGAACCUGAGCUUAUUUUAUCACUGAGGAUGUCUCUUGAUGAUAACCACAGCUCUGUAGUUCUAGCUUGUGCCAAAGUCAUUCAAUGUGUUUUAAGUUGUGAUGUGAACGAGAACUUCUUUGAGAUGUUGGAGAAAACAGCAACAUAUGAGAAGGAGAUCUUUACUGCCCCUGUGUUCCGUAGCAAACCAGAGAUUGAUGUUGGUUUCCUGCAUGGUGGAUUUUGGAAGUACAAUGCUAAACCUUCUAAUAUUCUUCCUGUUGACGAGGACAUGGUGGAUGAGGAAUCUGAAGGGAAACAUACAAUUCAGGACGAUAUUGUUGUUGGUGGACAGGAUUUUGCUGCAGGUUUGGUUCGGAUGGGAAUCCUUCCAAGGCUUCUCUAUCUGUUGGAGACAGAUCCUACAGCGGCUUUAGAGGAAUGCAUACUUUCUAUACUUGUUGGGAUAGCGAGGCAUUCCCCAAGAUGUGUAAAUGCAAUCAUGAAAUGCCAAAGGCUUGUUGAAACAGUUGUCCACAGAUUUACUAUGAAAGACACUAGAGAAACUUAUCCUUCUAAAAUAAAAUCUGUUAGCCUUUUACGGGUCUUGGCUCAAUCACACAAGGAGAAUUGUCUUGAGUUUAUAAAGAAUGGGGCUUUCCGAACUAUGACAUGGCAUUUAUAUCAACAUGUUUCAUCCCUUGACCACUGGGUAAAAUCAGGAAGAGAGAACCAUAAACUUUCAUCGGCUUUGAUGGUUGAACAAUUACGUUUUUGGAAGGUCUGCAUUCAUUAUGGAUAUUGUGUAUCUUACUUUUCUGAUAUUUUCCCUACCUUGUGCUUGUGGCUGAAUCCACCAACAAUAGAAAAACUUGUACAGAAGAGUGUUCUUUGUGAGUUUGUUUCCAUCUCUAAGGAGGCAUACCUAGUUCUGGAGGCAUUGGCUAGAAGACUUCCAAAUCUCUUUUCACAGGAGCAUGCUGGUGACAAUACAGAGAUCUGGUCUUGGAGUUGUGUCGGUCCAAUGGUUGAUUUAGCUAUAAAGUGGAUAGCAUUGAAGAGUGAUCCGCACAUUUCUAAACUCUUUGAAUGGCAAAAAGGAACUGAAAGUGACUCUGUCUUCCAAGAUAUUUCUGUAACUCCAUUGUUGUGGGUGUAUUCGGCUGUUUUGCGUAUGCUUUGCAGAGUGCUUGAAAGGGUGAUCCCAGAGGACAGUGACAACCUGCAUGGAAGUGUCGGACUCGUGCCAUGGCUGCCAGAGUUUGUUCCUAAGGUUGGACUCGAAAUUAUUAAAAAUGGAUUUUUGAGUUUUUCAGGUGCCUCGGCAUACCCGACUGGAGGUGGCUCGUUCAUUGAGGAACUAUGUCAUUUGAGACAGCAAAGUAAUUACGAAACGUCAUUAGCUUCUGUGUGUUGCCUUCACAGAGUUGUUCAGGUAGUUGUAAACAUUGAUAAGUUGAUCCGGCUAGCCAAGAGUGCUGUCCAUAGUCCUUCCCAAGAAUAUAGUGUCUCAAGGGAAGCUAAAAUACUUGAGAAUGGGAUACUCAAGGGUUCUAUGGUGGAAUUGAGAAAUCUGUUAAAUACUUUUAUGAAGUUGGCUGCUUCAGAGUGGCACAUUAUUCAGUCAAUUGAGAUAUUUGGUAGGGGAGGCCCUGCUCCAGGGUUGGGUGUUGGGUGGGGUGCAUCUGGUGGAGGAUUUUGGUCUGCCGCUGCUCUGUUGGGACAAAUAGAUGCAGGAUUUCUUAUUAACUUGCUCGAAACCUUUCAGUUUGUGUCUUCUACAGGUACACCCAUGGUUGGAGAAAUGACCUUGAGUAUGCAAAGGAUAAACUCUGUCUUAGGUGUUUGUUUGACUGCUGGGCCAAGGGAUAGGUAUAUUUUCGAAAAGGCAUUAAAUAUUUUACUCCAAGUCCAUGUUCUAAAGUUCCUUGAUUUCUGUAUUCAGCGUUUUCUUCACCUUAAUAAGAGAUUUAAGCCCUCUGCGUAUAAAGAAGAGGACCUCCUGUAUUUCAGUAAAACAUUAGCUUCUCACUUCAGAAACAGAUGGUUGUCUAUGAAGGUGAAGUCCAAAGACAUGGUCAGAAAUAGUUCCUCUGGAAAUCAAACAUUUAAAAAGGGCAGUGUUGCUCUGGAUACCAUAUAUGAAGACCUGGACACAUCAAAUAAUAAGACAUGUCAAGAGUGUACUUCUUUAAUAAUAGAGUGGGCUUACCAGAGACUCCCACUUCCAAUGCAUUGGUUUUUGAGUCCAAUCUCAACCAUCUGUGAUGGCAAGUAUGCUGGCCUGCAAAGAGAUCAAACACAAAAUCUUGUGCAGGACCCUCAUGAUUUGCUUGAAACUGUGAAAGCUGGACUUUUCUUUAAUUUAGGCAUUGAAGCCAUGUCCACUUUCAAAUCCUCCGAUGCCCCCUCCCCUGUUCAGUGGGUACCUUUAGUUUGGAAAUUACAUUCUUUAUCUGUGAUCUUACUUGUCGGGAUGGGCAUGCUUGAAGAGGAGAAGAGCAGGGAUGUUUAUGAAGCGUUGCAAGAUAUCUAUGGGCAGCUUCUUGACCAAUCAAGAACGGGUAUAAGUGCUGACCUUAGUUUGGAGAAUAAUGUAGAUUUAUUAUCCGAAUCCAGAAAUAAAGAUAAUGCCAAGUUUCUAAUGUUUCAGUCAGAGAUACAUGAAAGUUACUCUACAUUUAUUGAAACUCUUGUGGAGCAGUUUUCUGCCAUAUCUUAUGGUGAUUUGAUCUUUGGCCGGCAAGUUGCAGUCUAUCUGCACCGUCAUGUUGAGGCCCCUACACGACUUGCUGCCUGGAAUAUCUUAACUAAUGCUUGUGUUCUUGAUCUUCUACCACCUCUAGAGAAAUGCAUUGGCAAGGCCGAAGGAUACCUAGAACCCAUUGAGGACAAUUAUGAUAUUCUGGAGGCUUAUGCGAAGUCAUGGAGUUCCGGUGCCCUUGACAGGGCUGCAGCUCGAGGAUCAGUUGCAUAUACACUAGUUAUCCACCACCUUUCUUCUUUCAUAUUUCACUCUCAUGCCGUUGAUCAGUUAUUGCUGCGCAACAAGCUUGUAAAAUCUCUUUUGCGAGACUAUUCCCGGAAGCAGCACCAUGAGGGAAUGAUGAUGAAUCUUAUUCGAUAUGACAAGCCAUCCGCAUCUCAGAUGAGUGAUCAAAACGGUGGUUCAUCGCUAGAGAGGAGCAGUAUAGAUAAGAAGAUGGAGGUAUUAACAGAAGCUUGUGAAGGAAAUUCCACUUUGUUGACUGAGGUGGACAAGCUGAAAUCCUCCUUGUAAAGAAAUAUUUAUGUAAUAAAUAUCCAGGAACAAAGGCCAUAUGUAGAUGUGCGAGAAAUAGUUGAGGUCAGGGGACCAGGCUUUGUGGAUUCACUUGAAUGUUCUGUAAAUGAACGCGUUUUGGAAGAAGAAAAAAAAAAUGGAAAGGUUUUGGUAUUUUCAAUA